AUGAGCUCAAUAGGUGGUGCAAGUAUUGGCGCAGGUCUUUACGCCGCGGUGAGCAAUCCGGCACAGAUUGCUGCUAAGCCUGAGGAAGCGGACGAAAAGAGACAUCAUUUGAAGGGUGGGAAGGGGUUUACGAACCCAUGGGAUAGCUAUGUUGAAUCGAGUGCUUGGGAGUUGCUGAUCAAGGGCAUGCUUUGGCGCAAAAUCACAGGUCAAGCCAAUAACCCAGACACAACGCCGCCCACGGUCCCAGUCCGCACACCAGAAUUCCUUCCCUCACGAGAAACGCCAAAACUACGUGCAACAUGGCUUGGUCAUGCAUGCUACUACAUCGAAUUUCCGAGCGGCUUCCGCGUCCUUUUUGAUCCUGUCUUCGAAGACUGUUGCGCACCCUUCACCACGAAGAGCCUCAAACGCUACACACCUCCUCCCUGCGAAGUUGAAGACUUACCAAUAGUCGAUGCAGUAGUCAUAAGCCACAACCACUAUGAUCACCUGAGCUACCCAACGAUCCAGCGCCUGCAAAAGAAGUUCCCUGAGGCGCAUUUCUUCGCCCCGUUGGGAAACAAGAAGUGGUUUGAGAAGAGCGGAGUUACACAAGUCACGGAGUUGGAUUGGUGGGAGAGUAGGGAUGUGAAAUUGGAGGAGUUUUCACAAAAGGGUGAGAGGGCAGGUUCUGUUUCUGUGGGUCGGGCAGACGCGGGGAAGAAUGGUGAAAUAAAGGCGACGAUUGGUGCGCUGCCUUGCCAGCAUAUCAGUGCGAGGACGCCAUUUGACAAGGCCAAGACGCUUUGGGCGAGUUGGAGUGUGGAAUCUGGGGGUGCAAAGGUGUACUUUGCUGGCGACACAGGCUACCGCACAGUUCCGUCUAGCAUUCCCGCUACUGAAGACGACUACUCUGCUGCCUACUCUCACCUGCCCAUAUGCCCGGCGUUUUCUCAAAUCGGUCAACAUCGUGGCCCUUUCGACCUUGGUCUGAUCCCCAUUGGCGCCUAUGAACCUCGCUGGAUGUUCAGCAAUGUACAUGCUAGUCCCAAAGACGCGGUUAACAUUUUCGCGGACACGAAAUGUAAGAGAGCGCUGGGAAUGCAUUGGGGUACGUGGGUAUUGACCGAGGAGGAGGUCAUGGCACCACCGAAGGAAUUGCAGGAGGCUUGUAAAUGGAAGGGCAUAAAAGGGGGCAAAGAAGGCUUCGGAGUUUGCGAUAUUGGAGAGAGCACUGAGUUUGAGUCUGGAGAGGAGGUGAGGAAGUAA
This is a messenger RNA of Alternaria atra, 1251 nucleotides long. RefSeq lists its product as uncharacterized. The transcript is spliced from 4 exons. Gene Ontology annotation, cellular component: membrane-bounded organelle; cytoplasm. Gene Ontology annotation, molecular function: zinc ion binding; N-acylphosphatidylethanolamine-specific phospholipase D activity. The record is from RefSeq and is a predicted model, not a curated record. Lineage: Eukaryota; Fungi; Ascomycota; Dothideomycetes; Pleosporales; Pleosporaceae. The coding region runs from base 1 to 1251 and encodes 416 amino acids. Gene Ontology annotation, biological process: N-acylethanolamine metabolic process; N-acylphosphatidylethanolamine metabolic process.